Tribolium madens (black flour beetle) is the source of this 3670-nucleotide messenger RNA. RefSeq names its product pericentriolar material 1 protein-like. The transcript has 16 exons. The coding region runs from base 73 to 3636 and encodes 1187 amino acids. NCBI's taxonomy places the organism in Eukaryota, Metazoa, Arthropoda, Insecta, Coleoptera, Tenebrionidae. Gene Ontology annotation, cellular component: centrosome; centriolar satellite; ciliary basal body. The record is from RefSeq and is a predicted model, not a curated record. Gene Ontology annotation, biological process: microtubule anchoring at centrosome; intraciliary transport involved in cilium assembly; cilium assembly.
GUGUCAAUUGUCAAAAAAAAAAGUAAUAGAAUAAUAAAUAAAUGGUGUGUUGAAUAAUUUGACUUUGUUAGAAUGUCUGACGAGCGUAGUAGGAAGAUGAACCGUUCGAGCACAGGAACCGUGCCCAAAAUCAAAUGCAGGAAUAACACUUCGUCGCGUGAUAGUCCCCGCAGUUGGACCAACAACUUGUCGGGCGAUUUCCACCGUCUCAAUCUAUCUGACUACUUGAGGAAUUCCAGACGGAAUCAUAGCGCUAUGAAUGUUGGUACCGUCGAAGACCAACGUUUGGUGAACGGUUCCAUCACCCCCAACACUAGUUCAUCCACUUCACGUCGGAAUUCCUCAGGGACGGUGCCCAAAUGCGACAACAUCACAAAAUACCCCGACAAGAAACAAAUUGAAGACAAAUUGAGCCAAAUCCAGGAGUAUCUUCAAAUUACGACUUCGCUCAUGUCUAGUAUGAAAAAUACAGAUGAUCAGCGGAAAAAUUUGACGCAAAUGAUUAACGAUUUGAAAGACAGUGAGACAAAAUUGGUCAACAUUUUAGGAAAUAUUGAGACGGAGGAUGAACAGAGUGACAAUGAAGCAGUUGCUGCAACAUCACAUCAUAAUGACCUUGAUGAGAAAAUCGAUCAUACAAAUCGUGAAAUGGAGCUUUUAAGAGAUCAACAAAUGUCACUGUUGAGUUUACAACAAAAAGCUGAAAAUAAACUAAAAGAUGCUCGCCAGAUACAAGAAAAACUAUUAUCGGCGUCACAAUAUGAUGUAAACAGUAGUACCAACCAACGUGAUAAGAAUUUGAGUAGUGUGCAAGACUUUGACAACGCAAUUCGUGAAUUGGAAGAGAGAACUAAAAGACUAAAUGAACCACGAGGUUCAAAUUCGAAUCUUCAAGAUAAGCUUUUAGCUGAGAUGGACAGUUUACAAAAUCAGAUUGUUACAAUGCAUAACAUCAACGAUGACAGAAAUCAAUUGAUUCAAGUUUUAGAUAAUCGUGAUACUGAAUUGAGAGCCCAACAUUUAGAAUUACAAAGUAAAUUAAGUGAACUUCAAAAUAAAAAAUCACAAGUUGAUCAAUUAGUCGCACAAUUACAAGUUUUAGAAGAUACUGAUGAAGAUGAUGUUGGAGCUCAAGUCAGAAGAAUUGUUACAAUGAAAGAACAAUUAUCGAAAUUGAAAGAUAUGUUGGAAAUUGUCAAAACGACUGAAACGGUAAUGCAAAAUGCAUCACAGGAAGAACAAGAUCUAGCAUGUGGGAUUUGUACAAAAGCAGAGAAUUUUUUACAGAAAGAUGGCGAGAAAAAAAGGACAUCAUUGAAUAAACAAGUAAAUAAGAAUACAGGUUGUGGUGGUGCUAAACCUAAAAGUCGGACAAAUAGUAAUAAAAUGGCACUUCAAGUAGAAUUAGAGGCAAAGAAAAGGGAAUUAGAGGAAAUCAUGGGUAAACAUAAAGCUGGUACAUCAAACUUAAAUCACGAUGUUGGCACUGAUAAUAAAUCAGAAUUCAGUUGUUCAAGUAACGCCUAUUUUGAUUGGGCACCAAUCAUGUCUGAUCAUAAUCGAUUUGAUUCAAGUGACAGUGAUGAAUAUUCUGACCCGAAUCAACAAUUUGUUCUUCCAACUCUAUCGAAAUCUGAGCAUGAUUAUGUUCAUUUGCAAGAUACUGAUCGAUUAUCAAGUAUUCCUCGAACACCUGAACGUCGCACUACCAGCGAACAAGGAGGGGGUAAAAAUCAAGUACAGAAACAAUUAGAAUUGAUACGAAGCGUCUGCGAUUCCAUGUUGGACCAACAACGAAAUAAUUUGACUCCGAAUUCGUUAUAUUUUGAACCGAGACCAAUGAUUGAUCCAAAUUAUCAAGGGUGGUUGGCAACAAAUACUCUUCAAACGCAAGCUUUCAUGUUGAAUACACUGAAUCAGUGUUGUCAAAUGUUGUGGUUGCAACAACGCGAAUUGAUUUCAUUGAGACAGACUGUAAAUCAAUUACAAGAACGUUGUGAUUUUGGGAAUUUAGUUUCUUCACCUUUACAAGCCGAAAAUCGAUCGAGAUCUAAUCAAAAAGUGAAUCAAGUAGCUGCGGCUUGUUCAAUGCCAAAUUUAAAUCAAUAUAAUAUCCCACCUUCCGUCAAUCUUGAUCCUACAUCUUAUCAGAAUAAUAUGCAAAAUGCUCGAUUGCUUGAUCAUUGUUUAAAUAAUGCAAAUUUAACAACGAGUGAUCAUAAUAAUAGUAUGUUGCAUGCUGUCAAUGCUAAUACUAACCAAAUGCCGAGUCAAAUGUGGAAUGGACAAGCUCUAAAUAACCAAGUUGCACCUGGAAAUAGAGCUAACAAUUAUUGGGACAACUUUAGAAGUUAUUCCCGCCAAAAUCUCCUCUCAACGAAAAGUAACGAAGGUUUCCAAAAUAUCUCUAAUAACCCCUUUACGUUGGUAACAACACCAAAAAGUAAUUCUGAUCAAACUUCAUCACAAGAAAAUACACCUCGGAGAAGAACACAGUUUCAUAGAAAUAAUUCAGCUACUGCUGUACCACCUGACGUUUUAAACGUCAAUCAUAAUGUCAAUAAAAUCGAACAAUCGACCAAUCAGAGGAACCUAAACGAGUGUGAUGAGACAAUUUCAGAAGAACAACAGAUUUUCAAAGAAUCGACAAGUCGACGCAAUGAAUGGCACAAAGAGCAAGUUGAAGAAGAACAUCAUACAAAAUCGAAAUUGUUUGAAGAAUUGCGUGAAAACGUCUACAAAGAAGUCGUAACUCUUAUUUCGGCCAAUGAGACACGUCCUCAUUUUCUAAUUCAAUUAUUUCGUGAUUUACAAAUGAUUAGUUCGGAUCCGUUACGACUUAAAAUCCUACAAUCGAUUCAAACAAUAAUUACGCAUAAUUUAAUUUCAUCAAGUCACACAAAUAGACAAGUCCUUGAACAAAACGAACCGGAUUUUUCAUUACAAUCAACCGUUUGGUCAAAAACCGUUAAAAAUUCUACAGUUACGUCACGUAACACCUUGGAUGAUAAUGUAGUGAUAAAAGAAAUAAUUCCGUUUCUUAAUGACCACGAAGACGAUGUAACAACUUUGGCGUUUUUGUCAACUUUGAAGCAAGUUUUGCUUGAAUCUGAAUCGUUUCAAGAAACGGUUCGAGAUUCGGUGUUUAAGAAACACUUUUCGAACGUUUUAGAUGAAGUUUUAGCGCAGUAUCAAGGCAAAAAGGUUCGUGACGUGAAAAUGCAUUUAAUUCAAACCGUUAGCGAUUUGUUGAGAGGCGAAUUGUCUUUCAUUCAAUUGAUUCAAGAUACGUGUCCUGAUAGUAGCGAGACAUUUGAAACAAUAAACGUGGUGAGCAAUCAAGAGGUGGUGAUACAAAACGGUGACUUGGCCGAAGCCGAUCAAGGAAGAGAUGAUGAAGAGGAAGAAGAAGGAGCGGUUGGGGGAUUUUGGGAUUUGCCAUUAGAAGCUUCUAUGAAUGGUGAGGAAAUAGAAGUGCCAUCUAUCGAAUUUCAGAGUAAUGCUGAAGCACAAACACAGUUUAUUAAGCAAGGUUUAGAUCAAGUGCCGACUCGUUUGCCAACAAAAUCGCGUUCUAAUACUCCGAGUAAAGAUCGGUCCACUUCGUCACGUUCCGAUCAUCCUGAUUUGUUUUAAUUUAUUUUCAAUAAAAAUCCAAUAAACCCUUCAA